UUCCUAAGCACAUUUGAGGAGAACGCAAGUGGCUAAAAAUUGUUAUUAUUUUAUUAUUGCUGAAAUAAUGACGUCAGCACUGGAGAAGUCGGAGAACGGGGAUUUCAAUCAUGCGAUAAAAUAUUUCGCAAAGGUCAGCAACAGUGCGGAUUUUCUUGAGUUCUCGCCAGAAUUUGUUCGAGAGAUUACGGACAGUGAUGAGCUUAAUAUUGACUGUGAGGUUGAUGUUUUUCAAGCCAUUAUGCGAUGGUAUGAACAUGACAAAGAAGGCCGCGAAGAGUAUCUUGCAUCGCUAGUUACCUCUCUAAGACUCGUGCAAUUUGAUCCAGCCUUUAUUUUAAAACACAUAAAACCUCUACCUGGUUGUGAACAGAUUGCGAAUGAGGCUUUGAAAUUAAUCACUGAAUCAACAGAAGGAGACAGCCGAAUUUCGCCAGUCCAUACGAAAGCGCGAAGUGAACGUAAAUGUGUUCUGAUGAUUUUGAAUGAUGUAAAAAAAUUAAAAUACAUUCUACGCUACAGCCAGGCCCUUGAUAAAUGGCAAAAAUGUUUUGAACUUAAAUUCAUAGACUACAGCUAUGGACUAAUAUACCACAAGAAUAGUCUGUUUUUUAUUGGUGGACGUUCUCGUGGUGUCCAGAGGAACAAUGCUGUUAAACGCCUUGAUUUGGUUACUUUUAAGUGGAUGGAAAUGGCCAACAUGUCACAGCGUCGCGAUGAUUUGUGUGUUGCAAUCUUCAAUGAAAAUAUUUACGCUUUUGGAGGCCAUGAUGGUGGAGACCCUUUCAAUACAGUCGAGAUGUUCGAUAUAGGCAUAAAUCAGUGGCGAAAGCUGCCAGCAAUGUCAGAUCACAGAUAUGGAGCCAGCGCCAUAGUUUACGAAGAAAAAAUUUAUAUAUUCGGUGGAUUGGGCAUUGACUGUGAGCCCUUAUGUUCAGUUGAAUGCUAUGACCCAACAACAAACUCUUGGUCAAAAUGUGGUAAUAUGCAUCAAGCGCGCGGCUGGCCUGGCGUGACUAUAUUAAAUGGAUUUAUAUUCCUCAUUGGAGGAUUUAAUGAAGGCAUGUUGAGUACAGUGGAGCGUUUCGAUCCACAGCAGCAUACAUGCACGAAGUUGUCGUCGUUAAAUGUAGCACGGUUCGGCAUUUGUGCCAUCACAAUUGACAACCAAAUAUGGGCAGUUGGCGGUCAUGAUGUGUAUACUGUAGAAGAAUAUGAUUCUGACAACGAUAAGUGGAUCGAAAAAUCACCGUUACCUGUUUAUGGCAUACACAGCCAUGUGGAAGUGCCAAAUAAUUUUGUUGAUAAGUUGCAGAGUAAAUAUAUGUGUAAACCGAGUUAAUAAAAAAUACAAAAAUUGUUUA
Molecule: messenger RNA, 1364 nt
Organism: Anastrepha obliqua
Lineage: Eukaryota; Metazoa; Arthropoda; Insecta; Diptera; Tephritidae
Product: kelch-like protein 5
Exons: 6
Coding region: 68-1342 (424 amino acids)
Molecular function (GO): protein binding
Source: RefSeq, a predicted model, not a curated record